This is a messenger RNA of Scatophagus argus, 1537 nucleotides long. RefSeq names its product monoacylglycerol lipase abhd6-A-like. The transcript is spliced from 9 exons. The record is from RefSeq and is a predicted model, not a curated record. Lineage: Eukaryota; Metazoa; Chordata; Actinopteri; Scatophagidae. The coding region runs from base 151 to 1155 and encodes 334 amino acids.
CACGACCGAGACCUCUCAUUGUGCUUUCCCUUUAAGUGCAGAUGAAAGGCUGUUGUGUAAUUUGGGUGAAAGAGGAGGAGGAGGAGCAGACUGAAUGGAGGACAGCUUUCUGUGACAGAUCGAAGAGGACUCAGACAGGAGUGCACAGCGAUGGAACUGAUAUUGCUAUCUGGAGGUGUUCUGUUUGUCCCUGUCUUCGCCUUCAUCACCGCCUUCCUGUUUUGGCCUGGAGGGCUCCUAAAGGCCUACAACUGGUACUGGCGUUGCAGGCUGGGGCUGGCGGUUCACCACUCUCACAGUGGAAGUUAUCGCUUUUGUUAUUCCAGUCGCGGGACUCCAGGGGGCGCCAAACCGUCACUGCUGCUGCUGCACGGCUUCUCUGCCACCAAGGACAUGUGGCUGCCUGUCAUCAGGCAUCUCCCCAGCAACCAGCAUGUGGUGUGUGUGGACAUGCCCGGACACGAGGGGACAAGUCGCACCGGGCCAGAGGACUACAGCAUCCAGGGUCAGGUUGGCCGAGUUCACCAGUUUGUGCAGAGUAUCGGCCUGGAUAAAAGACCCUUCCACCUGAUCGGGACGUCGAUGGGUGGGAACGUCGCGGGGGUAUAUGCUGCCCGUUACCCCGCUCAUCUGUCUGGUGUCACCUUGAUUUGCCCGGCAGGUCUGGUUUAUCCCACAGAAACUAAGUUCAUCAGUCGUCUGAGGGAGCUGGAGAAGAGUCAGCAGGAGGAGUCGAUCCCUCUGAUCCCCACCACCCCCCAAGAGCUGAAGGACAUGCUGAAUCUCUGCUGCUACACCCCCCCAAAGCUUCCCCGGCCGAUCAUGCGUGGUUUCCUUGACAACAGGAUCCCCAACAAUGGUUUCUACAAAGAAGUGUUCAUGGAGAUCGUCGGGGAGAAGUCUCGUCACUCUCUGCAGGAAAACCUGCACCUCAUCACAGCACCUGUGCAGGUCAUCUGGGGGAAGGAAGACCAGGUGGUGGAUGUGUCCGGGGCAUCAGUCCUGCAGACGGCGCUGCCAGACUGUCAGGUGGAGGUGUUGGACAACUGUGGUCAUUCUGUGGCGCUGGAGCAGCCCAGGAAAGCUGCCAAGCUCAUUACGGACUUCCUGUCCGCGCGGGAAGUCCAUAGUGAAAAUGCUAAGAAACUUUCCUGAAGAAAACAUUUGAACCGUAUGCGGACUCCUGACCGCAUGAUGGAUGAGGAAGGCAAGGAGACUGAAGAUUAUGAUGAAGAAGAUUUUUAGUUUGCUGUAAGAGUUUUCUAUGACUUUGUUUACACCUGUGAACACUGAAAGAAUGCACAAAUACGGGACAGACUGUUAAAUAUUCCUGAGGUUUGCUGGCACCAUGCGGGAGGCUAUAAUAUUUGUUUUAAAUUUAAAUGUUGAAAAAAACAUUCCAUGUUGGGAUUUUGCCCAUUUCAUCAUCAGAAAAACUAUACUUGUUCCAUGUGAAGUCUCCUGCUGUGAACUGACUGCAUAUUUAACCUCAUACAACACAUUCACGUGGAAAUUCAGAAUAAAAAAAUGUACUGUA